AUGACUAGUCUUAACUUCGAUGAACAAGACGGGAUUUUGAGAACAAUUUCAGAUGCACCUCCAACUCAUUACACGAUCAAAAUACAGUCGCUUUCAUUGCUAUCCGUACAUUCACUGGAGAAAUAUGAAUCAGGGGUGUUUGAAGCUGGAGGAUACAAAUGGAAAUUGGUUUUCUAUCCAAAUGGGAACAAGAGCAGGAAUGUGAAAGAGCACAUCUCUCUCUAUUUAGUAUUGGCAGGAGCAAAUGCCCCCCAGACUCGUUGGGAAGUGCAUGAUGCUUUCAGGUUGUUUUUGCUUGAUCAGAAUACUGGCAAAGUACUUGAAAAAAAUGAAAGGCACUUCCAGGGGAUGAAGCUUGACUGGGGAUUUGAUCAAUUCCUCUCUCUCAAAGCUUUUACUGACACUUCCAAUGGAUUUCUCAUGGCUGAUGCCUGCGUGUUUGGAGCGGAGGUCUUCGUUCGUAAAGAAAAAAGCACAUGCAAAGGAGAGUGUCUAUCAAUGAUCAAGGAUGCCGUUAUGUACAAGCAUGUUUGG
Molecule: messenger RNA, 534 nt
Organism: Prunus avium (sweet cherry)
Lineage: Eukaryota; Viridiplantae; Streptophyta; Magnoliopsida; Rosales; Rosaceae
Source: RefSeq, a predicted model, not a curated record